This is a messenger RNA of Macrosiphum euphorbiae (potato aphid), 1374 nucleotides long. The record is from the annotation of a GenBank genome assembly. Lineage: Eukaryota; Metazoa; Arthropoda; Insecta; Hemiptera; Aphididae.
AUGGACAACAACAUAAAUGGAGACGUUGAAGACAAUGGAAGCGAUCUUCUUGCCGAAGAGUUGGCCAAACUCCAACGACAGUACAUGCUCAUGGAGAGCAAUAAAAAAGCGUAUACAGAAGAAAUGGGCAGUCAUUUGGCCAAACAGAAAAAAAUCAUCUGCAGUUUGGAACAAGAAAAAGUAAAUCUGAUGGAGUACGUUAAUAUGACUAACAACAAACAAAAGGAAACCAAUGACUUGCGUUUAAAAGAAUGUUUGGUAGAAAAAUGGAACGAAUACCUGUGCGUCAACGAUGAGCUGACAGAUCAAAAAAAGUGCCACAACGACAUCGAAAAGGAAAUAUUAAAAAUUCAAAAUGAACUCGACCUAAUAUUUAGACAGAGAGAACCCUCGGCGGGCAAAUCAAAAAACAAAGUCGAAUGCGAUCUACAAAGACACGAAGAACUACUAGAGAACAAAUUGCACGUGAAAACAGUCAAGUUCAAUAAGGUUUUGACGGAGAACGCCCGUUUGAGAAACGAAAUCGACAAUUUGCUCGUGCAAAGGUCUCAGUUCAACGAAGCGUACAAAACUUUGACGGCGCGUUUGGACAACAGCAAACAGAUAAUGAUGGACCUAAUAGAAAUGGCCACGACGGCGUACGAACAGAGAGAAGAUGCUCAAAACCGGUUGAUCAACAUGAGUGACGAAGACAAACAACAGAUCGCUCUGCACAAAGCCGAAGUCAAAGAGUUGCAGAGGCAAUACGACCGUGAUUUAAAACUUCAAGAUUUCUUGUCUAUCAAAGGACAACAUCGCGUGCUCAUGGAUUUUGAACGUAAAGAAGAAGAGAAGAAACAAAACGAAUUGGGAAACCGAAAGGAACAAGCAGAAAAAUGGAUAGACUUGAUGGGGUGGCUACAAAUGUACGUGAGCGAGAGCAACAUUGAUAGGAUUGUGGAUCUGUUCGUCCGGCAGGAAGAGGAGAACUUCGCGUUGUUCACGUACAUCAACGAGCUAAACAGCGAGGUGGACGACUUGCAGAAAGAAGUUGUGGUGCUAAAGGACCGAGUGCAAGAGCAGCGGGCUAUUAACGAGUCAAGAGCGUCAAAACAAGAGGAAAACAUGAACGGACUAAGAACACACUUAAAGCAGCUCGUCGACGACGCGAACCAAGAAGACGAUCGAAUAAAAACCGUACACACCGAGUUGACCGAGCUCUUGCAAUCCGUCGAGAAACUAUUUCUAUCUGUCCACUGCGACCUUUCUCCGAUGUACAAGAUACUUGGAGACGAUAUUCGGGCGAACGUGUAUAACAUGACUUUUUACGUUGAUCUGAUUGAAACAAAGGUGUCAGACGUCGUCAAAAGUUUGAAACAUAUGGAGCCGAUGUAA